AUCCCAGGGGUCGGCAUGAGAAACCCCGGCCAGUCCCGAGUCUGGACCAGCGCCGUGAAGAAAACCAUCUCCGCGCUGUCCAUAGUGCUGAACUGCUGUCUGGUGGGGGCGGUUAUCUUUCUGGGGGUGACAGUGAUGAACCUGAAACUGUCAAUGAAUCAGCUAGAGGAGAACACCGAAACAACCAUUGCUGACCUUUCAAAUGUGAUUGAAAGGGUGCAAAAGACACUGCGAGUGGCAGAGGGCAUUUCAGGAGCUCCGGGAAAGCGACUGACCAACUCUAACCUGUCAGGCACCCUGGAGACUGAGCACCAGAUACUGCAGCGACUGGAGAAGCUGGAAGCUGGCGUCAAAAAACAGCAGGACGAAUCGGAGGAAGUACAUGCUGCUACUGACCGACCAGUCUCGUUCUGCCCAAACGGCUACCAGAAAUACCGCGAAGUCUGCUACAAGGCGUAUGACACACGCAAAAAGUUCUACGAAUCGGGUGCUGCCUGCCGUGCCGACGGAGGCACCCUCGCCAUGCCCCGGGACUCCGGGAUCAACGCCUUCCUCGUCUCCCUCAUCCAGGCGGUAGACUCCUACUCUAACUUCUGGUUCGGCUUGCACGAUCAGCGGGAAGACGGUAAAUGGGAAUGGAUAGACGGAACCGAACUAGACGGCAACGACUUCAACAUGUGGUCGGAGGGUCGCCAGUCCAGUAAGAACUGGACAGAGGUCCAGAACUGCGUCCUGUACUGGUGGAUUGACCAAUACAGCUGGAAUGACUCUGGGUGUCUCAGCAUCAUGAAGUUCAUCUGCCAAAUCGUACCAUCAGAUCCUACAAACAAGUAACCAUCUAGCCAAGCCUUUACAACAGUGGGAGGCACUGUCGAGUCUAACAUAAUUAUGCGUCAGACUGAUAUUUUAUGUCAACAUAGCAUGACUCUUAAUUUUCUUUUAGAAAAAGGGUGAUAGGGUACUAAACACAUAACUGUUAAUUGUUUGGGGAUUUGUUCUUUCGUGGUAGAAGCCUGCUUAUCUGUAAAAGUAAAUUUCUCUUAUUACACAACUGUACAUGUUAGACACUGCACUGACCGAUAACCUAGUAAUUUAGAGCCCCACUGUUAAUUAAGUUCAACGUAUGUAUGAAAUGUACACCUUUAAUAGUCAGUGGUUAAUAGUUCAUAACGAUUCGUAUUCACUAGCAACGUAUCAUAUUUUGCAAGAAAAACAAACAAACAAACAAACUGCUUGUUCUGAUAGUUGCAUUUGGGCAUUAUUCCCAUUUCAGUGCACAAUAUCCUUUAUAUACGGCAUCAUUCUAAAAAUGCUUUGACAAAUAUGGCAGUCAUUGUCAAUAUGUAACUGCUUGAAUUCGUCGGCGAAUCGUCUAAUGUACGGCGAAACGUCCCGAUAUCUCAUUCAGCACCAAGGACAGGGAAACCUUUACCGGUGUGUCAUUACACAUGGUAGCCCCACACCUGGGCAGCGAAGCUAGCUGUUGACGACUGGUAUACCAACUCUGUCGCUAGUGUAGGUUGUUAAGGAAAACUGGACGAGAAAACUUGUAAAUGGUGUGCGUGUAAGUUUGUACAUGUAUUUC
This is a messenger RNA of Branchiostoma belcheri (Belcher's lancelet), 1585 nucleotides long. Its product is annotated as C-type lectin domain family 3 member A-like. The coding region runs from base 16 to 834 and encodes 272 amino acids. The transcript has 6 exons. Lineage: Eukaryota; Metazoa; Chordata; Leptocardii; Amphioxiformes; Branchiostomatidae. The record is from RefSeq and is a predicted model, not a curated record.